Rattus norvegicus (Norway rat) is the source of this 4292-nucleotide messenger RNA. RefSeq names its product keratin 71 (gene Krt71). Gene Ontology annotation, cellular component: keratin filament. NCBI's taxonomy places the organism in Eukaryota, Metazoa, Chordata, Mammalia, Rodentia, Muridae. Gene Ontology annotation, biological process: hair follicle morphogenesis. Gene Ontology annotation, molecular function: structural molecule activity. The record is from RefSeq and is a predicted model, not a curated record.
CACAGGCAACACCACCACUUCAGUUGCGUCCCGUGUGUCUUGGGGCCAGGCUGUGCGAUGGACACUAAGGUGGAGCACCUCUGAGAGGGAGGACUCACUGCUUCAGGGCUGAUGGGAAAACCAUUCCUGGGGUGUUCCUCUGAGGUUGCUCUGUCUCUCUGUUCCUCUCUCCCAGACUUGCCCUUCCCUCCUUAUAGCCCUCACCUUAGGGGACGGAUUCUCCCACCGGUUGUCUGAUCAGAGCUUGUCAAACCUUCCCAGUGUGGUUGUGGGCAGUGGGCAGUACCCUGGGCUGGGAUGGCUGCCAGAUCCUUUGUUUUGAGAUACUUCAAAAGGACCCCAUCCCAGCAGGCCCCCUGACUUCUCACAGGCCGACAUCUUCUAUACUAAAACCGAGCAGUUUCUGGAAGAGAUCAGGGAAUUGGCAGAAUGGUGCCUGGGAGACCUAGGAAUCCUUACUGUCCAGUCCUGCCCGAGCUCUUAGGACAGACAGACAACCUCAGCCAGAAGAGGAAAUUCCAGAGGGCAAAAUGGUGGCCACUUGAGAAGCUUCUUACUGUUGAGAGGGCAUCUUUCAAGCCAUUGUAAGCUAUAUACACUCUGCCCAACACAGAAAGCCCACAUAGUGCUCAAAUCGACACUGUCAUUUCUACCCUGUGUUGAGGCCUUUUUAUUGCUAGCAAUUGUGGUCUUUAGCAUAACUCAAAUGGCGACUCCAUGAACCUCCUUUUGUUGACCUCACUAGAUCUUUGAGGACUUUCUCAGUAUCCUAUUCCUCAAGAAGAUCAGAUGACAGAAAAUGGCUUCCUCUCUGAGUGUUCAGAGGACCCCUCCAUGGAUGAGGGAGGCAUUUACCCAGUGCCUUGCCGGUAGAUAAGCAAGAAGGAGACAUCGCUGAAAAAGUAAAGCUAAGAGAUCGCCGGAGGGGAUAAUUCUUCAGGUCCCUAAUUAGGGACCAGAUAAACUCCAGAUUAGACCACUGCAAUGUGCAAGGGUGGCAUAUUCUACUUUCUAUCAAAAGGGCUCCACUGCUCAAAGGCUUGGAGAUCUACACUCUGCAAAUUGUACCAGCCCUUCUGAAGGGGAAGGAGACUGUGGAGAGACAUCUUUAUCCAGUGCCCUGGGCUCAGCGAGGAUAAAAGGAGCAGCCCUCCUGUGCCCCAGUAUUGUACUAUUGACUUCCUCCAGCUCCUGCAAGCUAUCUGCUCAACCACAAGUCGGCAACUGAACUUCAGGUCAGGCAGUGACAAGGGCAAUUUCAGUGUGCUUCCUGCAGUGGCACCAAGGAAGCCGUGGGCAGCAUGGCUUCUUGCUGCACAGCUGGCCACAGGACUGGGGCUGGCCUCAGCAGCAGGAGCCUCUACACUCUUUCCUUCAGUGUGGCAGGUGGCAGUGCUUGAACCACAGGGCACAGCAUAGGGCAUGGGUAUGGAGGGGGUCAAGCCAAUAACUUUGCCAACAACAUGAUUGGCAGUGUGGCCCUGGGGCUCACUUGUCCAUCUGUGUGUCUGCCUGGGGGCAUCCACCAGGUCACUGUCAACAAGAGCCUUCUGGCUCCCCUGAAUGUGGAGCUGGAUCUUGAGAUCCAGAAGUUGCACGCACAGGAGAGGGAAAAAGAUCAAGGCUCUGAAUGACAAGUUUGCCUCCUUCAUCAACAAGAUAUGAGGUUGAGAAUACUCGACACACAGCAGUAGAGAACGAGUUUGUGUUGCUUAAGAAGAUGAGACCAGAAGCACCCACAGGCUCAAGUGUCUCCUGUGUCUGUAUCCUAAGCAACUCUGCUCAGGACUUCAUCCAGGACACCUGGAGAGAGUCUAGGAGCUGAAUUUUGUUGGGACCAGAGUUAUGACUUCCAAUCCAGGAGCUGUGGCUGGCUGCUGGCUCCACAGGGACAGCAUGAAACACACGGGAAUAAGGUGUUGGAGUUGAACCGGCUUAUCUAGAGGAUCCGCUGUGACAUCGCUACGGCGAGGAAGCAGAGGUGGGGAGGGACGAUCUCUGGCUCAGCACGGAGAAAAUGACUUCUUGCUCCCAGGCAAGCCAAACCCAGGAAUUAAGCUCUCCACUGCCCAUCUGCUAGCCCAACGCCAAGCGUAUAUAAAGGCACCUGCUGGUCCUCACUACAGCCAGUACAACCUUCGUGGGAUCUGCCUUCCUCCUGCAUUCGUCCUCCAUCUCUACCAACAACAGCAUGAGUCGCCAGUUCACCUGCAAGUCUGGAGCCGGCAACAGGGGCUUCAGCGGUUGCUCUGCAGUGCUGUCCGGGGGAAGCUCAUCCUCCUACCGGGCAGGAGGCAAAGGGCUCAGCGGGGGCUUUGGCAGUCGGAGUCUCUACAGCCUGGGAGGCCCCAGGAGCAUCACUCUCAACAUGGCUAGUGGCAGCGGGAAGAACGGAGGUUUUGGAUUUGGCCGGAACCGAGCCAGCGGCUUUGCCGGAAGUAUCUUUGGCAGUGUGGCCCUGGGACCCGUGUGCCCCACUGUGUGCCCGCCUGGCGGCAUCCACCAGGUCACAGUCAAUGAGAGCCUCCUGGCCCCACUCAAUGUGGAGCUGGACCCUGAGAUCCAGAAGGUGCGCGCCCAGGAGAGGGAGCAGAUCAAGGCACUGAACAACAAGUUCGCCUCCUUCAUCGACAAGGUGCGCUUCCUGGAGCAGCAGAACCAGGUGCUGGAGACCAAGUGGGAGCUGCUGCAGCAGCUGGACCUCAACAACUGCAAGAACAACCUGGAGCCCAUCCUCGAGGGCUACAUCAGCAACAUGCGGAAGCAGCUGGAGACACUGUCUGGGGACAGAGUGAGGCUGGACUCCGAGCUGAGGAACGUGCGUGACGUGGUGGAGGACUACAAGAAGAAGUACGAGGAGGAGAUCAACCGGCGGACAGCUGCAGAGAACGAGUUUGUGCUGCUGAAGAAGGAUGUGGAUGCAGCAUAUGCCAACAAGGUGGAACUGCAGGCUAAGGUGGACACCAUGGACCAGGACAUCAAAUUCUUCAAGUGUCUGUUCGAAGCCGAGAUGGCUCAGAUCCAGUCCCACAUCAGCGACAUGUCCGUCAUCCUGUCCAUGGACAACAAUAGGAACCUGGACCUGGACAGCAUCAUUGAUGAGGUCCGGGCCCAGUAUGAGGAGAUCGCCCUGAAGAGCAAGGCUGAGGCUGAGGCCCUGUACCAGACCAAGUUCCAGGAGCUGCAGCUGGCCGCCGGCCGCCAUGGAGACGACCUCAAAAACACCAAAAAUGAAAUCACCGAGCUGACCCGGUUCAUCCAGAGACUCCGCUCCGAGAUUGAGAAUGCAAAGAAACAGGCUUCUAACCUGGAGACGGCCAUCGCUGACGCUGAGCAGCGAGGAGACAGUGCUCUCAAGGAUGCCCGGGCCAAGCUGGAUGAGCUGGAAGGUGCCCUUCAUCAGGCCAAGGAGGAGCUGGCCAGGAUGCUGCGUGAAUACCAGGAGCUCAUGAGCCUAAAGCUGGCCCUGGACAUGGAGAUCGCCACCUACCGCAAGCUGCUGGAGAGCGAGGAGUGCAGGAUGUCUGGAGAAUACUCUUCCCCUGUCAGCAUCUCCAUUAUCAGCAGCACCAGUGGCAGUGGGGGCUAUGGCUUCCGGCCCAGCACAGUCAGCGGUGGCUACGUGGCCAAUAGCACUAGCUGCAUCUCUGGAGUGUGCAGCGUCCGUGGUGGGGAGAACAGGAGCAGAGGCAGUGCCAGCGACUACAAGGAUUCCCUAACAAAGGGCUCCAGUCUGAGCACCCCCUCCAAGAAAGGUGGCCGGUGAGAGGGCUUCCUGUGGCCUCCCUCACUCAGCACCCUCUGUGCCCUAGCCUAUUGUCCCCCUUCCUACCCCAUGUACCACUCCUGGGCCAAUCUCCUUCUCUCUCCAAGUGUUUUGGGACUGGAUAGCUCUGGGCUACCAUGUGGUGCACUUCUGAUAGACACCAGGAGCUUCUCAGCUUCAGCUCAGGUCCAGCCUGUCCCUUCCACCAGCCGUUGGCUCUGUCCUUACCGUACUACCUGGCUUCUUGGGUCUCCAUCUGGGCUUCUUCAUCUGCUGAGCUUUUGUCGCAGCUCCUGCCUAUGACAGGAGCUGGCUAUACCCAAGAAGAAGACUAACAGAAAACCAAUUCAGAGUGGCCACCCCACCCCACCCCAGCACAGUCUCAUUUUGAGCAGAACCACUCAGAAUAAAGGGACUCUGCCUUCACUUUCCUGAACCCAGAACCAGAGAAAAGGGGACAGCCUUGGCUUCUCUUGUAUUCCUUAAAGCCCUCCCUGUUGCAUUCUCAAUAAACAGCACAAUCUGA